UUCUGUUGCAAGCCCCUCACACUGUCCCCUCCCGCCGCCCCGGGCUCAGGGCAGUCAAGUUUUCAUUCUCCACCUUCUGCUCCUGCAGCUGCCCAGCUCACCCCCCCUCGGGUUGAGAGAAGACUGCCCACUUCUGGUGUUACCGGCUCGGAUUGCUGGAAACACCCAUAGGUGUUUCUUUUCCUUUUUAAAAAUUCCUGUUUCAGGGGAGGGGGUGUGGCGGGCAAGGAUGAGAAAGUCCUUUCCUCUGCUCUGUUUCUGGAGCAUCUAUUGUUGCUUUGCUGCGGGAAGCCCCUCAGCCCUUGAUUCCGAGGGACGGCUGGAAGAAGAGCUCCACAAAUCCAGGGAUGUGCAGACUGAGGCCAAACCCUCUGUGAACUUUAACCUCCGCACUUCUAAGGACCCAGAGCAUGAAGGAUGCUACCUCUCCCUGGGCCACAGCCAGCCCUUAGAAGACUGUGGUUUCAACAUGACAGCCAAAACCUUUUUCAUCAUUCAUGGAUGGACGAUGAGCGGCAUGCUUGAAAAUUGGCUGCACAAGCUCGUGUCAGCCCUGCAGACAAGAGAGAAGGAUGCCAACGUAGUGGUGGUCGACUGGCUCCCCUUAGCUCACCAGCUUUACACAGAUGCUGUCAAUAACACCAGGGUGGUGGGACGUAGCAUCGCAAAAAUGCUCGACUGGCUGCAGGGGAAGGAUGAUUUUUCUCUUAGGAAUGUUCACUUGAUCGGCUAUAGCCUGGGAGCGCACGUGGCUGGGUAUGCUGGCAACUUCGUGAAAGGAACAGUGGGCAGAAUCACAGGCUUGGAUCCUGCUGGGCCCAUGUUUGAAGGGGUGGACAUCCACAAGAGGCUGUCCCCUGACGAUGCAGACUUUGUGGAUGUGCUCCACACCUACACGCGCUCCUUUGGCUUGAGCAUCGGGAUUCAGAUGCCCAUUGGCCACAUCGACAUCUACCCCAAUGGAGGUGACUUCCAGCCAGGCUGUGGGCUCAACGAUGUCCUGGGUUCAAUCGCAUAUGGAACAAUCACAGAGGUGGUGAAAUGUGAACAUGAGCGGGCUGUGCACCUCUUUGUUGACUCCCUGGUGAAUCAGGACAAGCCGAGCUUCGCCUUCCAAUGCACCGAUUCCAACCGCUUCAAAAAGGGGAUCUGUCUCAGCUGCCGGAAGAACCGUUGUAACAGCAUUGGCUACAAUGCCAAGAAAAUGAGGAACAAGAGGAACAGCAAAAUGUAUCUAAAAACCCGGGCAGGCAUGCCUUUCAGAGUUUACCAUUAUCAGAUGAAAAUCCACGUCUUCAGUUACAAGAAUGUGGGAAAUAUCGAGCCAGCCUUUCAUGUCACCCUUUAUGGCACUAAUGCAGAUUCUCAGACUCUGCCUUUGGAAAUAGUGGAGCAGAUUGGGCUGAAUGCCACCAACACCUUCCUGGUCUACACCGAGGAAGACUUGGGAGACCUCCUAAAGAUCAAACUCACGUGGGAGGCGACAUCUCAGUCUUGGUACAACCUGUGGAAAGAGCUUCGCAGCUACUUGUCUCAACCCCACAGCCCUGAGCGGGAACUGAAUAUCAGGCGCAUCCGGGUCAAGUCUGGGGAAACCCAGCAGAAAUUGACAUUUUGUGCAGAAGACCCUGAGAAAACUAGCAUAUCCCCCGGCCAAGAGCUCUGGUUUCACAAGUGUCGGGAUGGCUGGAGAAUGAAAAACGAAACCAGUCCAGCUGCGGAGCUCCCCUGAGGGUUCCCCAGGAAGUCUGGCCAGCAAGGACUCCCGACCCCACCAUCCAAGCACAUGGAGGAAAGUUACUGCUGAGGACUCACCUGAAGGAAGAACGCCUCUUGGCCUUGACCCUGGAGCACCGGGAUGAACUUGCUCAUUGGGCUCAGACCUUUGUCUCUCACGGCGGGCUGGGACUUCUCACAGGAGGGACAGUGCACUGCUGUAGCUCCUGUUGCUGCUCUAGGAUAGCUCUAACUCCAGACCUUCAUGGAUGCCUCUGAGAGCACCGAGUCCAGAUUUGUGUGCACACAGCUGAAUGGCUUCUUAGUUGCUGCGUGAGCCUGUGCUUUGCCUGACAAGGAACGCUGGCUCUGAAGUGGCUCAGUGAAAGGCUGUCAGCUACUUAGCCUGACUUGAGCCUUAGUGAGAAGUUUUUCUGCUGGGAGCUGAUUCACGUCAGGGUGGCAGUCCUGCUACUUUGUCCACCCAGAGAGGGGAUGGUACACCUGGGCUGGAGCUGAGGCCCUCGCCAUUGGAGUUCUGAUGAGCUGCAUCGAUCGAUACUGGUUACCCCUUAGACAUUCUGUCCUGCUCCCCACCUCACUCUCUGAAACACUCAUCAUUGGCUUUCUUAUUUUUCCAUUGUUAGUGUUUUGAUUGAACAAGUGUUUAUUGAGCACUUAAUUAAUAUUAAUUAGUAUGUGGCAGUAGAUGCAUUACUAACCCUCUCCAUUCAGAACCUAGUGGGGUUGGGAUUUCUAGAAUCCCUUUCAGUUUAGAUGGUCCAUGAGUAUACAUGUGGCAAAAGGCAUGAGGGGCAUGGGGGAAAGACUUCAGGAUGUAAGAGUCGGAGACCCUGAGGUUUUAAGUGGUUUCUACCUAUUUCUUCUUAGUUAACACGUGCCAUUUCCCCCAAGAGUGACAUAUUUCAUCACUAGUAGAAUAGCAAGCAUAGUAUUAUAGGUGCUGGGGCCAGAAAAUGGUGGCCAAUUGCUGGAUAUGAUUUCUUUGGAGCAAAAUCUCCUCUACUUAGGGAAAUAGAAGUAUUACAUGCACAUUUUAUACAUAUCUGUUCAUAUGGAAACCGGCACUUGUCAAACACAGCUGGCUCUAAGAUUUACUACAAUGAUUUUUCCUCAAAAUAUCUUGCUCUAGUACCACUUUCUUAUACAUGAUAUCUGAGAAACCCUUUUAUACUUUUCAAAAGAUUUGCAUAUGCAUCACCUAGUUGGAGCGAGUUGAGCAGGGCAGCUGUUAUUAUCCCUAUUUUACAAAACUGAGGCUUAGUGAGGUUCAGCCACAUGCCUAGAGUUAUAUACCAAGUUGAUGGUAAAGCCAGGCUGAGGACCCAGUUUCUGUGGAGGCAAAGUCCAUGGUAUACUCAUCUCUGAAACUUCAAGAAGGUAUCUAUAGCCAUUUCCCAGCAAUAUGCCCCAGAUGUGACAAACUAGGACUUUUUUUCAGAGCCAUCCAUAAAAUCCUAAACCCUUUUAUUAAUAUAUAACCAGGAGAACACCUGUGCCAAGGGGUUGGGCUUUUUAUGGGUGAGAUUUAUUUGGAAGGAAGUGUUAUAUCAGAUGGAGGAGGAACAGUGAUUUUCUUUGUACUUAGGUUUUUAAAGGAUAUUGGUUUAUCUGUAUUGCACCAAAGUUGUAUCACUGUUUAACGCCAAACUUCGGAAGACAUAAUCAGUCAUGUCUUCAAGGUAUGCUCUCAGUCCAGUGGUGUGCUCCUGUUGCUUCUGUGAUUGCUUUCUAGCCAGAAUGAAGCUUGUGUUUUGGGCUGUGCAUCCUGGAUCCUUUUGACUUCUGGUUUUAGUAAUGAAAGCUUUGGGAAUCGAAUCCUCAGUGGGUUGUGUAUUUAUACAUUUGGCUUGAAGCCUUAAUUGUAUAUAAUGUUGCUUUUUAAA
Cynocephalus volans (Philippine flying lemur) is the source of this 3623-nucleotide messenger RNA. It is a transcript of the gene LIPG, whose product is annotated as lipase G, endothelial type. The coding region runs from base 230 to 1732 and encodes 500 amino acids. The record is from RefSeq and is a predicted model, not a curated record. Gene Ontology annotation, biological process: triglyceride catabolic process; fatty acid biosynthetic process. Gene Ontology annotation, molecular function: protein binding; lipoprotein lipase activity. The transcript is spliced from 10 exons. NCBI's taxonomy places the organism in Eukaryota, Metazoa, Chordata, Mammalia, Dermoptera, Cynocephalidae.